GGCUGGGAGGGAGUCGCUGCAUCUGGCGCAGGUCAAUAUUUAACGGUAUAGCCAAGCUCCGCCCCUCACAUUCAGCCCUCGGCCCCCUGGGAAAGCGCCUUUCUAACCCUAGUUACGUAAGGAAGAGCCGCGAAGCUGCUGUCCACGUGGACUGGUGCUGAAAUCUCUCGUCUGGCUGCCAGGCACUGCCACCCCAAGCACAGAGACAUGGCGACCAACGGAACUAAAGUCGCCGAUGGACAGAUCUCGACAGAAGUGAGCGAGGCCCCCGUUACCAACGACAAACCCAAGACCCUGGUGGUGAAGGUUCAGAAAAAGAAAACAGAAGAAGUGGAAAGAGACACCUGGAAAGGGAGGUUUGACUUCCUGAUGUCCUGUGUGGGUUACGCCAUCGGGCUCGGGAAUGUGUGGCGCUUCCCCUAUCUCUGCGGCAAGAACGGCGGCGGGGCUUUUCUCAUCCCGUAUUUCUUGACACUCAUAUUCGCUGGAGUCCCUCUCUUUCUGUUGGAGUGCUCUCUGGGGCAAUACACAUCGAUUGGGGGCCUUGGAGUAUGGAAACUUGCCCCCAUGUUUAAAGGUGUUGGACUCGCCGCCGCCGUCCUUUCCUUUUGGCUAAAUAUCUACUACAUUGUUAUCAUCGCCUGGGCCAUCUACUACCUCUACAACUCCUUCACCACAACCCUCCCUUGGAAACACUGUGACAAUUCCUGGAACACCGAGCGCUGCUUCUCCAACUACAGUAUCGCCAACACCACCAACAUGACCAGCGCCGUCGUGGAAUUCUGGGAGCGCAAUAUGCACCAAAUGACCGACGGGCUGGAGAAACCGGGGCAGAUCCGGUGGCCGUUGGCGAUCACAUUGGCCAUUGCAUGGGUUUUGGUCUAUUUCUGCAUCUGGAAAGGAGUCGGCUGGACUGGAAAGGUGGUGUACUUCUCAGCGACCUACCCCUACAUCAUGCUGGUCAUCCUGUUCUUCAGGGGGGUGACCCUGCCGGGGGCCCUGGAUGGGAUUCUGUUCUACAUAACCCCCAAAUUCAGCAAACUCUCCGACUCCGAGGUCUGGUUGGACGCGGCGACUCAGAUCUUCUUCUCGUACGGCCUGGGGCUCGGCUCCCUCAUCGCCCUGGGAAGUUACAAUCGCUUCCAUAACAACGUAUACAGGGAUUCUAUCAUCGUCUGUUGCAUCAACUCCUGUACCAGUAUGUUCGCUGGGUUUGUCAUCUUCUCCAUCGUCGGCUUCAUGGCCCAUGUGACUAAGCGACCAAUAGAGCAAGUGGCCGCCUCAGGUCCUGGGUUGGCGUUUCUGGCCUAUCCCGAAGCAGUGACACAACUCCCCAUAUCUCCGCUGUGGGCGGUGCUUUUCUUUUCCAUGUUGCUGAUGCUCGGGAUCGACAGUCAGUUCUGCACAGUGGAAGGAUUUAUCACCGCUCUGGUAGACGAAUUUCCGAAGUUGUUGCGCACACGGAGAGAGAUUUUUAUUGCAGUCGUUUGCGUUGUUUCCUACUUAGUGGGACUGUCCAACAUUACCCAGGGCGGAAUUUAUGUAUUCAAGCUGUUCGACUACUACUCGGCCAGUGGGAUGAGCCUCUUGUUCCUGGUCUUCUUUGAGUGCAUCUCCAUCUCUUGGUGUUAUGGCGUCAACAGAUUCUACGAUAACAUUGAGGAAAUGGUCGGCUACAGGCCCUGUAUCUGGUGGAAACUCUGUUGGUCUUUUUUCACCCCCAUCAUCGUGGCAGGAGUGUUCCUGUUCAGCGCCGUACAGAUGACCCCCCUCACUAUGGGCAGCUACGUCUUUCCCUCCUGGGGGCAGGGAGUCGGCUGGUUCAUGGCUUUGUCGUCAAUGGUGCUAAUUCCCGGUUACAUGGUGUAUCUGUUCCUGUCUCUGAAAGGAUCAUUGAAACAGCGCCUGCAAGUCAUGAUACAACCAACGGAGGAAGUGGUCCGCUCUGAAAACGGGCCGGAACAACUGUCCCAGAGCAACUCCGCCAACAAGGAAGCUUAUAUAUAACCAGGUUUCCGUUCCCGUGAUGCAGUCGAGAAGAUAUUCCUGAAAUCGAAAAACGGUCGGUUAACGACCACAAAUUUUUACAUCUGGAACAAAGAAUUUACCUACCUCCAGUGGCAAAAAGGGGACCAUCCGCAACAAAGAGCACAAAGAAAAAAUAUCUUGGGUUAUUUUCGUAAUAUUUUUGUGGGUCACAUGACCGAACGGCAUCGGCCGGGUUAGACUGUUAGCGUUUGUAUCUUUUCUGCCGGAGUUUCUCCUCCGUCCCUUGGCAUGAACAUGUGAGUUUGUCCCAUUCGUAUCCGCGUAACCGGCCCCCAGCAACAUAGCUAGAACCUUGUUUUUAGUCCAUAUUUGUACCAGUGAUUUCAAAAAUAUAUAUAUAUAUAUAUAAAAGAUAUUAUAGCAAAAAUACAUUUAUCUCGUAUAUCGACCAAAAGCACAUUUUACGGAGAUUUUUUUUAAGUUUUGUUUUCUUGAAAUAGAAAUAGAUCUCGUUCGUUAUGAACUACGGAAGCACAAACGGUCGACUGUUACAAAGUAGAUCAAAAGAUCCCAGAAUCCUUUGCUUGUCGCCGAUCGUAUUUACGCAAAAAAAAUAAUCGUUAUCGUUUUUGAAAGUCAGCGCAUUGUUUGUGAAUGAAAAGGGCAUUAAAACCUUUAUGAAUUGGUUGUUACACGCAGGACUUUAUGCCACAUAUCGACCCCCCCCCC
Molecule: messenger RNA, 2718 nt
Organism: Xenopus tropicalis (tropical clawed frog)
Lineage: Eukaryota; Metazoa; Chordata; Amphibia; Anura; Pipidae
Gene: slc6a1
Product: solute carrier family 6 (neurotransmitter transporter), member 1
Biological process (GO): gamma-aminobutyric acid transport; neurotransmitter transport
Cellular component (GO): membrane; plasma membrane
Molecular function (GO): gamma-aminobutyric acid:sodium:chloride symporter activity
Source: RefSeq, marked provisional